Messenger RNA from Rotaria socialis, 2991 nucleotides. The record is from the annotation of a GenBank genome assembly. NCBI's taxonomy places the organism in Eukaryota, Metazoa, Rotifera, Eurotatoria, Philodinida, Philodinidae.
AUGCGGAUUCUUGCCUUAAUUGCUGUUCUUGUUGGACUAGCAAUUCAACUCAAUGUUGAAGUGGAAGGAUUGGUGAUAGAAAAAAGUGGAAGGCCUAUGAAUUCAUGGCAAAGUGCAUCAAUUAGAACUGUCGAACUGCCUAACUUCAUGAAAGUCGAUCCUAAAUACCGAGUUGAUUGCAAUCCAGACAUUGAUGAGUACCGAUCUUUCUGUGUUCUUAACCUUUCAACAGAUAACAAACUAACUACAUCAAAUGAAUCAUGUACAUCUCGUGGAUGUACAUGGGAUACGAAUGUUGAGUCGGGCAUUCCUACUUGUUAUAUUCCAACGGAAAAAGGUGGUUAUUCAGUGACAGAUGGCCCAACACAACUUUCAUCUGCCAUGACACAGUAUACGUUAACACGCCUUUCAACCAAACCAGCGCAUUUUCGCUCGUCGUUUAUUAAUCCGAGUCGUGCUGCACGAGCAGCAACUCAAUUUUCCAUGUUUGGUCACGAUAUUGAAAAUUUAAAGGUUCAAGUUAGUGUGUCCGGUCCUCAAAUGAUACGUAUGACUAUACGUAAUGCAGAUUCACAACGAUACGAAGUUCCUGUUCCGAUUCGAUGGAAUCCAUCAGCUCCGACAACAAGUGGUCCAGCAAAGAUCGAAUUUGAAAUGACCAAAACAACGAAUCAACAAGUUGGACUUCGAGUGAAACGUACAAAUUCAGGAUCGAUUCUGUUCGACACAACAUUAUUUGCCAAUGGUUUCAUCUAUGAUGAUCAAUUUCUCCAAAUAAUAACAACAAUUCCAUCUAGAAAUGUCUAUGGUUUCGGUGAAAAUACUCAUCCAUCUUUUCGUCAUGAGCUGAAUAAGUCAAAUCGAUAUGGAAUUUUUGCUCGAGAUCAACCACCCUCAGGAGUCAAUGAAAAUCUGUAUGGUACGCAUCCAUUUUACAUGGUUAUUGAACCUAAUGGAGAAGCUUUUGGUGUAUUUAUCUUUAAUUCAAAUGCACAAGAUUAUAAAUUCGAUGAAUUCGAUGACGAAAAAGCAAUGUUUACUUACCGAACCAUUGGCGGCAUUUUAGAUGUGUUCGUUUUCUCAGGACCAACACCGGAACUAGUUAUUCGACAAUACCAAAGUAUUAUCGGAAAUCCAUAUUUACCUCCGUAUUGGGCAUUUGGAUUUCAACUUUGCCGGUAUGGUUAUGACAAACUUGACAAUAUGAAAGCAGCCAUGUUCAGAACGCUCAAUGCAAGUAUUCCUAUUGAUGUUCACUAUGGUGAUAUUGAUUAUUUUCGAAAAAGACUUGAUUUCACAUGGAAUAAAGAAGAUUUUAAUGGCUUACCUGAAUACGUCGAUUGGUUACAUGAAAAAGGAAUGAAAUUUAUUACAAUUCUCGAUCCGGCUAUUGAUUCCGAAGAAAAAGAUUAUUCCGCUUUUGAUGAAGGACAAAAGGCUGAUAUCUGGAUUAAAUGGCCUGCCCGUAAAAAUGUUCAAUUUAAUGAAACUGGAAAUCGAAACAUGCUCGGCUAUGUUUGGCCUGAUGGAAAAACUGUGUUUCCUGAUUUUUUCUAUCCGCCCGCUUUCGAUUGGUGGAAAUCACAAAUUGUUGAUUAUCAUAAGCAACUGAAAUUUGAUGGUAUUUGGAUUGAUAUGAAUGAACCAGCUAAUUUUGAUACAAACAAAUUACAACCGUGGAAUUGGAAUACAACGGUGUUCCGGCCCGAAUCGUGGAAUCUUUUUUGUAACGAUAGUGGCGAACAUUUAGACAAUCCACAAUAUAAAACAGCUAUUUGUGGUGAUUAUAUAUCUGAUAAAACUUUAUGCAUGAUUGCUGAACAAACCGAUGGCCGAGGCAAAACCUAUACACAUUAUGAUGUUCACAAUCUGUAUGGUUGGUCAGAGACUAUGGCUACAUUGCCAGCUGCACGUAGCAUAGAAAAUAAACGAUCGAUUGUGAUUAGUCGAUCUACAUUUCCGACUUCUGGUAGUUUUACGGGUCAUUGGCUGGGAGAUAAUACAGCCGAUUGGCAACAUCUUAAAUACAACAUUAUUGGAAUGCUAGAAUUCAAUUUAUUCGGUAUUCCCUAUAUCGGUGCUGAUAUUUGUGGCUUCUUUCAAAAUACAACAGAGCAAAUGUGUCAACGAUGGAUGCAAUUAGGUUCUUUCAAUCCAUUCUUUCGAAAUCAUAAUGGCAACAACCAAGACGGUAUCAAGUUUAUUGAGCAAGAUCCUGGAAUUUUUUUGCCAGAUGUAGUCGCAUCGAAUCGUCGUGCAGUUGAACAAAGAUAUACUCUCAUACCAUAUUUGUACUCAUUAUUUUUUCGUGCUCAUAUCUCCGGUGGUACCGUUGUACGCUCAAUGGCCCAUGUCUUUCCAACCAUUCCAGACUGUUGGCCACUUGAUGAACAAUUCUUAUGGGGUUCAUCAUUGCUCAUUGCUCCUGUAAUUAAAGAAAAUCACACCACUAAAUCUGUCUAUUUACCUUGGACGGAACGUUGGUUUAAUUAUUAUACGGGUGAAGAAAUGAAAGCACUGAAUCAAACAACUGUUGCAGCACCAUAUGAUUUUAUACCAUUGUUUUUACGUGGUGGUUCAAUAAUUCCUCAUCAACAGUCGGCUAUGAAUACUGUAGAAUCCCGUAAGAAACCACUGUACCUUAUUGUGGCACUAGAUAAGGAUCAACAAGCAUCUGGUGAAUUGUUUUGGGAUGAUGGCGAAUCGAUUGAUACUUACAACCGAGGGAUGUACAAUCAUUUUAAUUUUGUUUUUAAAUCAAAAGUUUUAACCAUUGAUCCAUGGGCAUAUAAAUAUCCAGAAAUGGGUGAUACAAUUAAAUUAGAGGACAUCAAAGUAUUUGGUAUGAAUCAAAUACCAACGAGAAUUUUAUGGAACGGGCAAGAAUUACAACCAACAGGCCAGUGGACAUUCAACUCCGCAACAAACAUCUUGCAAAUGACAGGACUCGCGUUAAAUGUCGCUAAAAUACAUAGAUUUACUUUUCUCUAA